ACCACUAUGCCGGAAUUCACUCAUUAUUUUUUGCAACUGUUUCUCUAUAAUAAUCGGUUUCUUGCCUAAUUAGAUGGAAAUGAUUACACAUUAAGGUGGCACUUGAAAUUUGAAUUACCUAGCUCAUUUUGAACUACUAUUAUCCAUUUUCAAUUUUCAGCAACUCAUCAAGAGGCAAAAUUGGCCGCCCUUUUGGCGGAGGAUUUAACAGACAUUGAGUCUGAAGCUGAAACAACUUUUUCACAAGAUUCACAACAGAAACAAACAACAGAACAAAAUUCACAAGAGAAAGAUGAUUCAUCUGGAAGCUCAUGUAAAGAUAAGGAUGCAGAUAGUCACAAGGAUUCAUGUGAAGAUAAGGAGUUGCAGGAAGGCGAGCCAAGCCUGAAGAAAACUAAAAUUCAGAGGGUAUCAAACCCAACCAUUGAAGAUAUUUACAGUUUAGUUUAUGAAAAUACCAAAAUGGUAUCCAAACAUUUGAAAGGCCAUGAUACUCAGCAGGCGACCGUCCAAAGCAGCGGCCAACGCAACAGAGUCAAUAUUACUCUCACCGGGAAGGAAGAUCUUGACAGAAUGGAAAAACAAUUAAGAGAAUCUGCAGAAUAUGCUGAACAAGUGAAAAUGGAGCUGUUACUACUUGGAGGAAUUGACGGAAGGGAUUUGCUCAUUAGAAUCCUUAAAAAAUUGCUCCCUCCCGCUGUUUGUAACGAAAUGACCCUCAAAGGUGCCAUGAGAAAACAGGUGCGAAAGUUCAAAUUCAUGGACUCGAAGAUCCAAACUGUAAUAUUCGGUAAGUGUUAUUUACCUAUUUUCACAGUGGGCUUGAACGAAUUCCAAAUGGAGGAAUGAGAAACCUCAUUUCUGGAAACGAGGAAUUACAGGUGAAACACCUUACAAAAACAUCUUUGGUUAAACUAAAAUUAUCCGAUCGUCCAGUUUUUUUCGGUUGUUUACUUCCCUCCCCGAAAAUGUGUGUUUAAUGUAAAUCAUUACAAUUUGCCUUAAGAAAGUAAUCAAGACAAGUAUGAACAACAAGGGUCACCCCUUUCCGUACCAACAUAGAGUUGAAAUUUUUACAUUUUGAUCCAUGGCAAUAAAAAUUAUGAGGCUGAAAUUUUCAAAACCCCACAACAUUUUCUCUUCCCGCUGCAGCAUUGCCAAAUUGAGAUUCUUGAAAUUAAAUUACUGAAGAAUUCAUGUAUCACAAAAAUGACUAUUUAUGAAAAUAAAAAUAAUUAGGGCCAGAGUUCUUGUCAGCUAAGUUGGCAGUUUGACUUUCUGUUCGCAAGGGACUGCGAUGCAAUGUUCCAGUAGAGAUCGAGGCUUGACUGAGGCUCAGUCAACAUCGAGAUAGGAAGGGGGUCGCAGAAGGACUUGGUCCGUCCCCCCCCCCCCCCCCCCAAGAAUGCUCAAGACCUCUUCCUUGCUUUUUAAGUUGGAAUUCGUUUGAACUUCCUGUGAAUUUCACUCUUUUUCUACACAAACUUAAAUAUGAUUAAAUUGAUGAGUUCUAAAAGAACCCAAGUCUUAAGAACAAAUUACU
Bemisia tabaci is the source of this 1543-nucleotide messenger RNA. The record is from RefSeq and is a predicted model, not a curated record. Lineage: Eukaryota; Metazoa; Arthropoda; Insecta; Hemiptera; Aleyrodidae.